Molecule: messenger RNA, 2571 nt
Organism: Plasmodium cynomolgi strain B
Lineage: Eukaryota; Apicomplexa; Aconoidasida; Haemosporida; Plasmodiidae
Product: alpha/beta hydrolase
Exons: 2
Coding region: 1-2571 (856 amino acids)
Source: RefSeq, a predicted model, not a curated record
AUGGGGAACUUGCUGAACGUCCUAAUCUUCCGGCCACACGAGCCUAGCUACUCGAAGAAUCGGAAGGAUCUGCACUUUUUCAAAACGAAGCAUGGCAGUACGAUAUGUGGGAUUUUUAUUGACAACAAGGCGGACACAACCGUUCUAUUUAGUCAUGCGAAUGCAGAAGAUAUAGGAGACGUCGUGCGGUUUUAUCAGUAUCGAUUGAAACGGUUAGGGUUGAAUCUCUUUGCGUAUGACUAUAGCGGGUAUGGCCACAGUUCAGGUUACCCCACGGAAACGCAUCUGUACAAUGAUGUAGAGGCAGCAUAUGAUUAUUUAGUAACGGAGUUACGCAUUCCAAGGAACAGCAUAAUAGCAUAUGCAACAAAGAACAAUUUGCUAGGUGUAAUUCUUCAAGCUCCAUUGGCAUCCAUACAUAGGGUUAAGUUAAAAGUAAAAUAUACCUUGCCUUAUGAUUCCUUUUGCAACAUUGAUAAGGUACACAUGAUUAAGUGUCCCAUUUUAUUUAUCCAUGGCACGAAGGAUAGGCUUCUCUCCUACCACGGCACAGAAGAAAUGAUUCGAAGAACAACUGUUAAUACGUAUUAUAUGUUCAUACAAGGAGGGGGGCAUAACGAUUUGGAUUGCUCCUUUGGUAGCUUGGUCAAUGCAGCAUUGGUAGCCUUCCUUUUUGUACUCAAACAUAAUAUCAGAGAAAAUGUAAAUAGUGUAUAUAACAUAUCAGAUGUGAACAUACAGAAGUUGAGGAAUAAAUUUAUUUUGAAUAAUGCAAAGAUGGUGAAGGAAAAACUGAAGGAGAAACACAGGAAGGGAGAAGAAGACACGGAAAUGUUGUCAGUUUCGACCGAAAAUUUAAAUUUAGGACCCAUUGAUAGGAAUAAAGCUUCAGGAAGUAGUGAAGUAUUAAACUCCUUCAUGAGUAAUAUGGAAAACUGGUAUAUUGAACAGAGUAGGCCUUGGGAUAAGAGGAAGAAGGCAGGUUAUGAUUCUUCUCGAAGUGUUAGCACUGUUUUGGGAUCUGCCGAAUCUUCCAUGAAAAACAUACCUGAUAAUACGUUUUACGAGAGUGACACGAAUGUUAGCAUUGAGGACCUUUGGAGGUACACGUGUGCGAAGUAUAAUGAAAGUGAACGUAAAUUGCAUGGCGGGAGGGACAGCGGUGGUGUGUCGUCUAGCUCGUUUACCAAGCAGAGGGGGGCGAAGAUAACCAACCGUGCUUUUAUUUGCGAGCUGAGUGAAGGCAGCGAUCGGAGAGGAUACCGGGAACGUAGUAGGGAGCGUUACCCUGAUGGAAGACGAAUCGACAGUAGGGAACGUUACCCUGAUGGCAGACGAAUUGACAGUAGGGAACGUUACCCCGAUGGCAGACGAAUCGACAGUAGGGAGCGUUACCCCGAUGGCAGACGAAUCGACAGUAGGGAGCGUCACCCCGAUGGCAGACGAAUCGGCAGUAGAGAAGAAGGCAUGGAAAGGAUCCGCAUCAAGGGGUGCUCAAGUUACGUGUACAACCCCGCGAGGAGAGAAAAUAUGCCCCCCUCCCAUAUGGACCAGAGCCCAAGCCAUAGCAGCCGCAGCAAUAUCCACAUGGGUAGCGAAAAGGACUUAGCUCAACGAGGGAAGGGGAGCGCCAUGGACGACAGCUCAUCGGAAAAAAUCAACUCUAGAAUGUCGCGAGAGAGUAGAAAUGUGUACAUUGUAGAUAAGGUGCCUAGGGUUUCCCAGGACAUGAAGAAUGCUGUUGUUCCCCCGGUGGAUGAAAGGGGAAGUGGUAGCCUUCACGGUGCUCAUGCAAGCUAUGCACACAGCGAUGAGGAGUGUGGUAACGAAAGGGAGAAGGCAAUUGGGGCGCAUGAAAGUGGAAGUGAAUAUUCGGGGGAGUCAAGAAGAGGUGAAGGCGAAGGCAAAGGCAAAGGCAAAGGGAAGGGUAAAGGAAAAGGAAAGGGGAAAGGAGGAAUGUCCUCCGGAAUGGCCGAGGUGGAAAUCGGGUCGCACUCUCCACAUGAGCGUGUGAUCCAGGGCAUGCAUAGUGACAAUGACAGGGCGCUCGAAGCGAUGGGUGGAGGAGAUAUUAGCGCAAGUAAGGUGAGCCUGUCGAGUGUCUCAUCCAAUGAGAGCAAAGCCAGCAGUAUGAGCAGCGGAGUGUCCGUAGAGAGCAGGGUCAGCAGUUCGUGUGGAGCGUCCAAAGAGGUGAGGGUCGAAGGAAUGAUUGAGAGUAGAAGGAACAUGGAGAGUAGAAGGAACAUGGAGAGCAAUGCUGCUGUGCAGGGGAGGAGCGACGAUGGAGGUGGAAGCAACACGAGCGAACAGGUGUGCGCGAAGUCCUACUACAUGAAACGAGGAAACAACAUACGCAGUGAAAUGAGGAACAAAAUAACCGACAUGAAUAACCUCAAGUUUAACAGCUACAACGACUUUAUCUACGGAAAUCAGGAAAACAAAAUGGAUGAGUACCCCAACCAGGCUAUGGAGCCUAUAGGGAGGAAAAUGUCUUCAGCUAGCAGCAGCACUAUGAAUAAUCUGAGUUCUUUGUUUGGCUAUCGAUCCAUUUCGAAUGAAAAGUUGGGGUAA